Molecule: messenger RNA, 1779 nt
Organism: Nelumbo nucifera (sacred lotus)
Lineage: Eukaryota; Viridiplantae; Streptophyta; Magnoliopsida; Proteales; Nelumbonaceae
Source: RefSeq, a predicted model, not a curated record
CUUCUCUUUGCUCUCUUCUUUCCUCUCUUUGGACAUAAUUUUUUCCGCUUUCUGUCUUUGCUGAUCUUUUAGAAUAAGGAAAAGAUCGGGGUUUCUGAAAGACUGAAUUUAUUAUUAUUUCUUUUCAUCUACUUCAAAAUCGUAAGAGCUAAAUUUGAUUUGUCUGAAUCUUGGGUUCCUUUUUCAGUUGAACUUGUUUCGGUGUUGAUUUGUCUAUCCUCUGGGGACUAUAGGAAUGAGAUCCAGAUCGAGAAGGUAGUGAUUAAAGCUGAGAUAAGAUGAGUGAGAGCGGGCGGUUUCAGCUGGGAACCAUCGGAGCAUUGAGUCUUUCAGUGGUUUCGUCCGUAUCGAUUGUGAUUUGCAACAAGGCGCUUAUUAGUUCACUUGGUUUCACUUUCGCCACAACUUUAACAAGCUGGCAUCUUCUGGUCACAUUCUGCUCACUUCAUGUGGCAUUAUGGAUGAAACUGUUUGAGCACAAACCUUUUGAUGCAAGAGCUGUAAUGGGUUUUGGAAUACUCAAUGGGAUCUCCAUUGGACUUUUGAAUCUUAGCUUGGGUUUCAACUCUGUUGGUUUCUAUCAGAUGACUAAGCUAGCAAUCAUCCCUUGUACUGUUCUUUUGGAGACCCUCUUCUUUAGGAAGAGAUUCAGUAGGAGCAUCCAGUUUUCUCUAACCAUUCUUCUUGUGGGUGUUGGCAUUGCGACUGUGACUGAUCUGCAGCUCAAUGUUCUGGGAUCUGUUUUGUCCUUGCUUGCAGUUGUUACAACUUGCAUUGCUCAGAUUAUGACAAAUACCAUCCAGAAGAGGUUUAAAGUGUCUUCAACCCAGCUCUUGUAUCAAUCUUGUCCCUAUCAAGCAAUGACCUUGUUCAUAUCUGGUCCAUUUCUAGAUGGGCUUUUAACUAAUCAAAAUGUUUUUGCUUUCAAGUAUACACCCCAAGUGCUGGUGUUUAUAGUUCUGUCCUGCCUCAUCUCUGUCUCUGUUAACUUUAGUACAUUUCUUGUAAUUGGGAAGACGUCUGCUGUCACAUAUCAGGUCCUGGGGCACCUAAAAACGUGCUUAGUUUUGGCUUUUGGUUAUGUUUUACUUUACAACCCAUUUAGCUGGCGGAAUAUAUUUGGAAUCCUGAUUGCUCUAGUUGGUAUGAUACUUUAUUCAUACUUCUGCUCUCAUGAGAGUCAGCAAAAAGCUAGUGAAGCAUCGACACAACUGUCCCAGGCAAAGGAAAGUGAAUCUGAUCCGUUAAUAAGCAUGGAAAAUGGAACGGGGAUUGUUGGUGAUAGUAGCAUAACAAAAGUUCCAGUAUGGAACUCAAACAAAGACUUGCAUGCAUAAAAGACUUCUAUCAGAAGUUAAUUCAUACAGCCGGAGUAAAUUAACAUUGGAGGUGGUCCAGCGAAGCGAUGAAGAUGUUGGAAACAUGGGUAAUCUCCUUUGAUUGCAUCCAGAGAUGAUACAGGUGUGGGCUUCUUGAGAUCAGAAGGAACUCCCUCUAUUAUAAUAGUUAGCAGAAUUGAAAGGAAAGCAUUUAUGUUUAGAAGUUUUGACCAUUGUCAUUGUAUGAAUUAGGCUUGCAAACAUUCAAUUCUCCAGAAUGGGAUGCUUGUUUUAAUGCCCAUUGGGUACUAUUGUUUCUUAAUAUGCUGAGAAGGUUUUAUUUUUGCUCUAAGCAGUUCUCUCUUGAUGAAGGGGUGGUUAUUUUACGUUUUGUUUGGUACUUCGAAAACGUUAAGUACGAGUCCUCAGAGCAAUUAAAUUCGGUUUCUGAUUGAAUGUA